UGGGUGCUGCUGGAGUCACGAGUGGUUUCCGCUGGGUUAUCCUGUGUGUUUAUCUCCUUUUUCUUCCACGUUCAUAAGGGUUGAUACAGCCAGCUACCCCGUGGAGUUUUCACUUUCAGUUUUAAGGUCGCCGUGUUUGUUAGGUUUUUUUUUGUGCUGUUUAAACUAAAAGCAUGAGCGAUAACGAUGACAUCGAGGUGGAAAGCGACGCAGACAAACGAGCACACCACAAUGCAUUGGAACGUAAACGCAGAGAUCAUAUCAAAGACAGCUUUCACAGUUUACGUGACUCCGUACCAUCACUCCAGGGCGAAAAGGGGGGAGGAGCACUAGGACUCAGCCUCGUGUUGGUCGGGCAGGCUGCGCCGCGGUCCAGAGGUAGAGCUCCGGGUCUGCAGGCGGGCGGAGCAUCCCGUGCCCAAAUCUUAGAUAAAGCCACAGAGUACAUUCAGUAUAUGAGGCGGAAAAACCACACACAUCAACAGGACAUCGACGACCUGAAGCGACAGAAUACUCUGCUCGAGCAGCAAGGUAAGGUACGUGCAUUGGAAAAGGCACGGGCAGCUGCUCAGCUACAAGCCAACUUUUCAUCCUCUGACAGCAGUUUGUACACCAAUCCCAAGGGCAGUGCAGUUUCUGCUUUUGACGGGGGUUCUGACUCGACUUCAGAGUCGGAAACUGAAGAACCGCAGACCAGAAAGAAACUGCGAAUGGAGGCAAGCUGAGUCUGUUCAGGCAAUAAACUGGCUGGUUUUUACUAGGGAUUCUUGUGUAUAGCUAUACUUUUCAGUUUGUCUUCUGUCAGACCCCUUUGUGCUAUAAGGAUCAUAACAAGAUGCUGCUAAAUGGAUAGCUUCUUGUUUCAUCAGUAGAAGGAGUCCCUGCUCUUCCUCGAAGUUACAAAAUGGCAGCUGUCAAACUAUUAAGGACUCCGUCUUCUGCGAAAGGAACUUUGCAGUAGUUCUUAAGACUUAUUCACGUGGCAUCCAGUGGACAAAAAGAUUAGUCUCAAUGAUAUGCUAUUGAAAGAAUAAGGAAGCAAGGCACAUGUUAUUUGAUGUUGUUAAUCUGUACAGUUGUAUUUCAAACUAUUUGCUGAUAUGACUAGUUUUUAAAUCUUGUUUUGAGAGCUUUUUUCUUUUAUUCAAUUAUGAAACGUUCACUGAAACUUGGCUUUAAAGUCUGACUUUAGUCAAGUUGCAUUUCAUUUUUUCCCGCUGUGUUUAAGAUUAAAGUACUCAAAUAUUCUGUGCCUUGAAUUACUUUUGUGACGCUACAAAAAAAAUGAUGGAACAGCUUAAGUGCCCCUAAAAGAAUGUUUGAUGAUACUGAAAUGGCAACUGUCAGUACAUCCAAAAAGGGUAUGUUAAGUUUAUGUUUUAGCAGGUAAUGAAAUAAUUGUAUUUAAGCCUUGGUCUGCAUAAUACAAAAUUACAUUGAUUUACAAAACUGCUAAUUAUUGAUGUUUGAACAAUCAACUGGCUGUCAGGCACCGUUCAGGCUGUGUCAGGGGUGUGUACAUUUGUCUGUCUCUGCUUUUCAAUUACUGGUCUAAGCUUAAACUAGGUUGUAGUAUUACGUAGAUUUGUCUCUUUGUUGUUAUUUGAUUUCAUUCCAUGGAAAUUACAGGUAUGUUGUACAUACUGCCAAGAAAUGUCUUGCAAGUUGAGGCUGACCUUUACUAUGAGACUAUAAAUAAAAACUAUUUUAUCCUUGU
Messenger RNA from Leucoraja erinaceus (little skate), 1717 nucleotides. It is a transcript of the gene max, whose product is annotated as myc associated factor X. The record is from RefSeq and is a predicted model, not a curated record. NCBI's taxonomy places the organism in Eukaryota, Metazoa, Chordata, Chondrichthyes, Rajiformes, Rajidae. Gene Ontology annotation, biological process: positive regulation of transcription by RNA polymerase II. The transcript is spliced from 5 exons. Gene Ontology annotation, cellular component: RNA polymerase II transcription regulator complex. The coding region runs from base 174 to 725 and encodes 183 amino acids. Gene Ontology annotation, molecular function: DNA-binding transcription factor activity; protein dimerization activity.